Molecule: messenger RNA, 1586 nt
Organism: Zeugodacus cucurbitae (melon fly)
Lineage: Eukaryota; Metazoa; Arthropoda; Insecta; Diptera; Tephritidae
Gene: Lsd-1
Product: lipid storage droplets surface-binding protein 1
Exons: 7
Coding region: 185-1399 (404 amino acids)
Biological process (GO): positive regulation of triglyceride storage; lipid storage
Cellular component (GO): lipid droplet; cytosol
Source: RefSeq, a predicted model, not a curated record
UCGCGUAGAAAUAUAUAGAUUCAUAUUCGGGCGGAUGUCAAUAGUGAUUUGCGUGAUUACUUUUCAGUCUCUUAUUCAAACCGAUUGACAACGAAAAGUGGCAAACAUAAAAUUCUACAGAGAAUUUAUGAGUUGAAUUAGUAGUGAUAUUGAUAUAUAGUAUAACGGUUUUACAGUUUUCAUAAUGGCGAAUUCAUCGGUCAGCAAACUGCAUCUAGAGUCUGUCGAUAGAAUUGUCAGUAUUCCAUUGGUCGAGACGAGUUUCAAACGCAUCGAGAAUCUAUAUGGCAAAGUUAAGAACAAUAACCGGCUAUUUAAUUGGUAUUUUGAGACCGCCGAGUCUACAAUUUUCGCCGCCUGUGAGUCUGUGCAACCGGCAGUCAAACUUUUCGAAGCGCCUCUAAAGCAUCUCGACGGUGUUAUGUGCAAAAGCUUGGACUUAUUAGAACAGCGUAUACCGUUAGUUUAUUUGCCGCCAGAAAUGAUGUAUUGGAACACAAAGGAGUACAUGUCGGACCAUCUUGUACGACCGGUGCUGAAGCGUGCCGAUUCUGUCAAACAGAUAGGAAGCACGGUCCUGGAGAGUUCCCUAACAGCGUAUGCGGCAGAGCGUUUGGACGAAGCCUUCUCGGUUGGAGACAAAUUUGUGGAUAAAUAUUUGGUGCCCUUGCCAGGCGAUCAAACGGAUGCACCCAUCGAUGAAGAUAAGAAUACUGGCGUUGAAAAUGAAAAAGGCGCCAUUAAGGCAAUACAUCACGGUCAACGAUUCUCACGCAAGCUUAAACGCCGCCUAACUCAGCGCACCCUCGCCGAGGCACGAGCACUAAAGAAGCAAAGUAGAGAAGCCAUUAAUGUUCUCAUCUAUGCAGCAGAAUUGAUUGCCACGGAUCCUAAGUUGGCUCUACAAAAAGCGAAAGAGCUAUGGGAGUAUCUGAGUGAAGACGAGCCGGAAAACCAAGCCAGGCCAGUCAGUUUGGAACAGUUAGUUGUGCUAUUGACGCGUGAGUCAGCUCGACGUUUAGUGCAUCUGGUGAAUUUUAGCGCACAUAUCGCCUCGAACUUACCAAAAAAAUUGUCUCACACCACAGCUGAGGUUGUUCACCACAUUAUCAUUUUCAAUAACCGCAUUAUUAGCAUUACUAAAUUGGACAAAGUUAAAAAUAUGUCCAAACAAGAAGCUGAAUCUCUAAUUAAGCGCGCGUUGACCUUCUACGGAGGCCUUCAAAUCGUCACUAAUAGCUAUUUGGAACGUUUAGCCACUUUUCUCUCGGGUCGCAUAGAGGCAGAGAAGGUUACCGUCACCGCUAUCGCAUCCACUGCAUCCUCCUCCAACGCCAGACGACGCAUCGAACCACAGGACAAUAACGUUCCUGUUCCACAUAUAAAUGGCGUCUACUGAGAAAUAGAAUUUUUUAUUGCUGUCGUAUUUUUGUUUCUAAUCAUCGACUUUUAUUUCUGCUUUCAUAUUCGUACUAAUACGUAAACUAACAUUUCGGAAAAUAAAUAAGAUGUCUGAAUAAACUAUAAAAAGGGCAUAUGACACCAUUAGCAUAGGGUAUGCUGCACUAAAACUGUGCAAAAUCGAA